GCCCGACUGCUGAAAUCCAGUUGUUUGUGGCUUACCAGAAGUAGGAAGUGACAAGUUAAACCAACGUUGAGUAGAGCUCUCCACGUGCUUUCUUCUCUGAUGGGUGCUUCUCCAAGAAAAAGUUGGAUAUCUUGAGAAACCUUUUCGGAUCUCCUUGGAAUAUAUUGCUAGUGGGAACCGAAGUGUAGCUGCCAUUGAUUCACUUUCAAUGAAGAACUGCAGCACAGGAUCUCCCUCCAGCUCUAAAAUGGCCCUGCAGAGUUCUUUCAGCUGCUGGAAUGGAACAGUGAUCAAGGUCGGACAGGUGUGUGACUUCAUCAGAGACUGCACAGAGGGAGAGGAUGAGGGACAGUUAUGCAGAAAACUUCCCUCUGGCUUCUAUUGUUCCUUUGAAGAUGGAUACUGUGGCUGGACUCAAAGCUCAUCAACCACCCAAGGGGCUCAUAUGUGGCAGAUUGGAAAUCCACAGUAUAACCACUUUUGUUUACGGAGAGGAUGUGCACUUUUGCUUAACACCAGCGAGCCACCAGCAGCAGAAACCGUUGUGACCAGUGGUGUGUUUCCAGCUCCAAUGAAAAACUCUCCCUGCGAGGCAAGUACUCCUGGCUGGUCAGAAAGUAUUUCUUCACACAGUACAGAAUUAACUCGUGGAAUCUGCUACAAGAUGUGUCAUUGGCCAUGUACUUAG
Molecule: messenger RNA, 688 nt
Organism: Hemicordylus capensis (graceful crag lizard)
Lineage: Eukaryota; Metazoa; Chordata; Lepidosauria; Squamata; Cordylidae
Product: ALK tyrosine kinase receptor-like
Exons: 5
Coding region: 209-688 (159 amino acids)
Cellular component (GO): membrane
Molecular function (GO): protein binding
Source: RefSeq, a predicted model, not a curated record